Molecule: messenger RNA, 3537 nt
Organism: Micromonas commoda
Lineage: Eukaryota; Viridiplantae; Chlorophyta; Mamiellophyceae; Mamiellales; Mamiellaceae
Exons: 2
Coding region: 1-3537 (1178 amino acids)
Source: RefSeq, a predicted model, not a curated record
AUGGGCGGGGGCAGCCAGCGCGGAGAUUCCUCCGGCGGCGGCGUGAUGCCCGGCGUCGUGAUGAUGACCGAGCUCCAGUCCCGCAUGAGCAAGAAGAUCUCGCAGCUCGCGCGCGUCAUCCACCACCUCAACGACCGCGGCGACGACAACCCCUCGUCGCCCCACACCGGCGGGAUUCGAACCUCCGACCUCGGAGACCUCGUCACCGUCGCCGACCGCUACGACACCGAGACGGAGCAGAUCCUCGCCGACGCCGCCGCCAAGGUUCAGAGCUUUCACCGCGCAUGCGCGAGGAAAGAGGAGGCGGCGGGGCUGGCGCACGCGGUCAACGCGCUGCGCUCGGAGCACGAGGCUGCCUUGGCAUCGAAGGAUCGCGAGAUGGCGAAGCUUCGGGAAUCCAACGCUAAGGCGCUCGCAGAGGAAAGGGAAAGAUUCGCCAACGUCAAGUUCGCGAUGGACGAGUUAAAACAAAGCUCGAAGACCACGAUCGCGUCCCUCGAGUCCAAACUGGCGACAGCGUGCGCGAAUGCGGCCAAGGCGUCGGACGGGGUUCCCGCGCUCAUGGCGGCGCACGCGCGCGAACUCGAUCAAGUUCGCGCGGAACAUGCCGAGGAGAUUAAUAAUUUGACGAAGAAUCACGCCAAGGAAACGGAAGCACAGCUGUCCGCGGUACGUCAAGAAGCGGAGGAGGCGAUGAAAGACCUGCGCGCGGCGGUGACGGACGCGAGCUCGCGCGUGAAACGGGGCGAGUCGGAGUUGGCGAAGAUGCGCCGGGACGUCGAGGCGCGCGACGCGGAGAUUGAAAACCUCCGAACGCGAUUGGAUUCGGAGAAGACGCGCGCCGACAGCUGUGAACGCAAAUGCGGAGACUUGGCACAAAAAGGAGAGGCGGAGCGCCGGAACCUGAUGGACGCCAUGCGCGAUUCGUACGACCGCGAACGCGCCGCGCUCGAGGCGGACAAGGCGAGUGUAGAGGCGGACAAGGCGAGCGUAGAGGGGGAGUUGUCGCGACUGAGGAACGAGUCGGCGGAGGCGUCCGCGGCUCGGGUGGCGGCGGAGCGCGAGACGACGACGCGGCUCGUCGCCGAGCGCGAAUCGCUCAAGACGGCGCUCGGCGUCACGGAGGCGAAGCUCGCGGACGCCGAGCGACGAAUAAUAACCGCCUUGGCUCGCGCGGCGGAUGCGGAAUCGACCAAUCAGCGCUUGACGCGUGUCGCCGAGAGCCAAUCGAACGAGCUCGAGCGGUCCCUCAUCGAACGCGCCGCAUCGGACGCCGCGUUGAGGGACGCCGAGUCUAAGACGGCGGCGCUCGAGCGGUCGUUCGCGGAGGACACGGCUGCGUUGCGUUCCGAGUUGGCAAAGGAAAAAACGGCCAAAACGGAAACUCUCGCUCGUCUCGAAACGCUCGAAACGCUCGAAACGGCCAACGAAACGCUCGCGGCGAAACUCCGCGACGCGGAGAAGGCUUACGAGGUGGCGGUCGCGUCGCACCGCGGGGGUGCGUCGGCGGAAGAGGCGGAGGAGCUCCGUCGACGGCUCGUGAAUUCCGCGGCGAACAUAGCCGAGCUCGAGGCGAACGCGACACAGCUGGCGGCGGAGUUGGCAAACGCUCGGUCCGAGGCGGAGGCUUCCGCGCGAAAGGAGCACGAGCAGCGGUUCGCGGCGCUGCGAGCCGAGCACUCGAAGAAGCUCGACGCCGAACGCCGACGCUUCGACUCCCUCGUGGAGGCGUCCACCAAGGAGGCUACCGAUCGACUUCGGCGCGAGACGGAGGCGCUGCGAGCUAAAGAGGCGGAGACGAAGGUUAGGCACGACGACGCGAUUCGGGGGUGCGUCCAGGAAGGGGACAAACGCGUCGCCAAGGCGUUGGAGGAGGGCCAACGCGUGCGCAACGACCUGAAGAUGCAAAUCGCCGAACUGUCCAAGUUGCUCGCCGACGAGCGCGACGGGGCGCUCAAAUCGCACGAGGAAAAGCUGGCGCUGAUCAACGACGUCGCUCGAGCUAAACGCGCCGCGGACGAGGCGAACGAACGUCGCGAGGCGAUGGAACGCUCGCACGGCGCGAAGGAAACGGAGCUCGCGGAGAAGGAGAACGCGAUGCGACGCGCGGCGGAGCUCGCGAGGCGAAACCAGGGCGAGGUGGUCGCGCAGUGCGAGCGUUUGCGAGACGAGCUUCGCGCGGCGGGGGAAAACGCUCGGGAAAACGCUCGCGUCGCGGAGGAACGCCUCGCGAGGGAACUGAAACGUCGCGACGAGGAGUGGACGCGUCGCGCGGCGGAUCUCAUCCAGGAGCGAUGCGACGCCCUCUCAGAGGCGCACGCGGACGCGGAGCGCUCAGCCGUCGAAGCCGCCUUGGCGGACGCGGAGACCAAAUGUCAAACGCGACUCGACGCGUUGAAUGAAUCGCACGAAAGGCAAAUUGCGGCGAUGGCGGCGUCGAUGGACGCCGAGCGCGUUCGUCUCGAGGCGGCUGCGACGAACGCGAUGUCCGAGCUCGCGGCGGCGCGGGAAGGGGAGAAGGAGGCGAUCACCGAGCUCCGAGCGCUUCACGAAUCUCGCGUGAAGAAACUCGAGGCGGACGCGGCGGCUACAAUCGCCGAGCUGACAUCGAAGCACGCCUCGGCGCGCGACGAGUGCGACGCACUUCACGCCGCGGAGUUGGCGCACGCGGUGGAACACCACGAGCGUUCGAUGUCCGCGGCGGCCGACAAGGCGGAGAAGGCGCUCUGGGACUUACGGGUGGAUUUAGAAACGGCGCACGCGACCGUCGUCGACGAGUGGCGCAAGAGGCACGAGGACGACGUUGCGCGACUCGUCGCCGAGCGGUGGAAGCAGCUCGGAGAUUUGAAGGAGAAGCUCGGCGGCGAGCACGUCGCGGAGCUGGCGCGUGUGCGACGCGAGUGGGAAUCGAGGGAGGAGGAACUGCGUGAGGCCUUUCACGCGAGCUGCGCCGCCGCCGCGGAACUGGCAAAUGAAAAGGCGGCGUUGACCGCCGACGCCCAAUCGGACGCUCGCACGAUCGAGGACCUUCGCCAGAGGCUGGACGCCACCGAAGCCGCGGCGGCGGAGAACGCGGAGCGCAUGGCGCGCGAACGGUCCGAGUCGGAGUCGGAGCGCCGACGCGUCUUCGAGUCGGACCUAGCGAGUUUACGGGCGGAGCACGAAGCUACGAUGACGAGGCUUUCGUCGGAGGCGUCCACCGUCGAGCAGACGCUUCGCGAGUCGGUGCAGGAGUGGACGGUAAAAUACGAGUCUCUCGCGGCGCGGUUCGAGGCGCGCGAAAGCCGCGAGGAGGACAUCGCGCGAAUCGCGUGCCUGGAACGCGCGGUGGCGGAGAAGGAGAACGAGGUGAUCGAGUGGCGGGGGCACUCGGAACAAACGAGGCUCGAGCUGCGGAACCGCGAGGGGACGUUCACGCAGGCUGCGUUCGGCAACGGCGCGGCGACGUUGAAGCCGGACGCGGGGGGGGUGAUGGACUGGAUGUUGGGGGGUAAGAAGGACAAGGCCAGGUCCGGGCGGAGGACGCUCAAGUUUUAG